Molecule: messenger RNA, 1931 nt
Organism: Thermothielavioides terrestris NRRL 8126
Lineage: Eukaryota; Fungi; Ascomycota; Sordariomycetes; Sordariales; Chaetomiaceae
Exons: 10
Coding region: 278-1729 (483 amino acids)
Source: RefSeq, a predicted model, not a curated record
CAACAUUGGGAUGGUUGAACAGAGCCUUGGUCGACGCCUGUGUUCGAGACCCGACAUCACCCUCCUUCGGCCGCGCAAGGGUAACCCACCAACCUUUUUCGACUGCCGGCAACCCACAGCACAUCUAUCGGCGACGCCGGCCAGAAACCGCACAGCAUGGUUUUGACCUUCGCGAAGGGCCGGCGGCAGCAUUGAGACUGUUAUCCCCGACGGCCGGACCGAACAUUGCAGCUGCUCCUGAACGAACCCUCGCCUUGGCGAGCGGCGAGCAGCGAGAAUGGAACCACCCGGCGUCCCCUGCAUCCCAGUCGAGACGAACCUCCUUCUUGGCUGCUGCCGCGAAGCAGACCGGGCCGACAUCGUCGCCAGUGGCCUGGAUCAGCUGCGAGCAGCACUCCCGGAGUCCUUCCACAGCCACCUCAUCGCUCUGGCAGAAGAGAUACGGGCGUCAACCCGGCUCUUGCGAGGCCUUGCUGACCGCUCACAGGUGCACGUCGGACGCGUUCCUCUUCUAGCCAACUACCUGGAUGUCUUGCUGCCCUGUCUGUCCCGGACUCUGAAUGACAUCACGGCCCACUAUGAGGAUAAGACCCUGUCCAGAGAGACAAGAUGGCGCAAGAUGUACAACAAGAUGACCGAGGAAGCCGGCGGUCUCCCAUUGCCUCAACGCUUCGUGCUGUAUAACCACUUCCUGUGCCUGCUGAAGCAGCUUCUCACCAGAUCGCCGAGCUUUGAUCUCAACACGCUUGAGAUUCUACGUGCGCGGAUCGUCGAGCUGCGUGAGCAGAGAGGAAUUCCGCCGCCCCCGACGCGAAUUGGCACUUCUUUGGCUCGUCAAGAUUUAACGUCCCUGGCAGUCAGCCAAGACCGCAACUCGCAUUGGGCAGAGCAGAUAUUUUCUCUGCCACUCCCAUCUCGAACGGCAUUGAAACAUUUGAGACUGUCCAAGUCAUUCGGGCCGUUUUAUCCCUGGGGCCACCUAACCAUCCCACAGGACUCGAAAGUCCUUUUCAGGCGGCCGUUUGACAAUGACACGAUCUCCAUCGUAGUCUUCCUGAGCUCCUUCGACCAGUGCCCCUACUUCUUGAUGAGGACCAUGCAGGGCAACACUCCAUGGUACUCCAUGUUCGGUGCUCAUGAGCUCUGCAUCGAACGCGAAGGGAGCGCGCUGCAGCUGAAGAGGUGGAGCCGUUCUGAGCAGUGUAGCAAACUCUGGGCAGCCUUGUACUUCCUCACAUGGGAAGAGAUGGUCCUAUUCUAUUGCACCUUUGUCGCUUUGAAGGCCCGGAACCUGUUGACGGUCCAGGUCCACCCAAGCGAGUUCUCGCUACACCGAGAGAAGCGGCUGUUCCAGGCGCAAAUCAUCGACGACGGCUUCAAGCACUCUUUGAUCGUCUACGAGGACAUACAGACCAAAGGCUUGCGCCUGCAUGCCGCGGUGUGGGAAGGCGAGUUGAGACGAUGUCCCGUUUGGACCGCGUUUGUCACCCACCAAUCUCAGUCCCCAACGUGGCUCAGUCGGCGCUCGCGACGCCGUGUCUGGCUCAAGGAUGUCCAGCUUUAUGUGUUCUGCAACACAUACCACCAGGAGAACAUGCGCCAGAACAAAUCCGGCGCUUUCGAGAUUCUUUUCGACAAGGAGGAAGCGGCCAAGCGCUUCAAGGAGCUCUUUGCUGUCAGGUCGGCCGCCUCAGAGACUUCGGGGACUGAGUCUAUGGCGAGACCCUGAAGAACCAACACACCUUAUACCGGGCAUCAAGUCCCAACCAUCCGUCGCCCAACGGAUUCUCCCUUUGCAGGCACUGCCAUGGCGGGUCGAUGCGGCUCGGCUGCUGCUUGUACCUGAGAUUGGUUGGAAAGGGGGCCGGGAGCACAGCAGAAUGUGACAACAUUUCGGAAUUGCAGUUCGCCAGCCUUGCGCUCCUACACAU